This is a messenger RNA of Salvia miltiorrhiza (redroot sage), 1496 nucleotides long. Its product is annotated as dehydrodolichyl diphosphate synthase CPT3-like. The record is from RefSeq and is a predicted model, not a curated record. Lineage: Eukaryota; Viridiplantae; Streptophyta; Magnoliopsida; Lamiales; Lamiaceae. Gene Ontology annotation, cellular component: endoplasmic reticulum. Gene Ontology annotation, biological process: polyprenol biosynthetic process. The transcript is spliced from 2 exons. Bases 444 to 1271 code for a protein of 275 amino acids.
UUCUUCACUGCAAACUGCGCUUUGGGAGAUAAUGGAAUUUUGAUCAACACUCAGUCGCAGAGAGCAUCGCUUUAGCGCCAACCUUACGUCCUCUCUCUCUAUCUUUGUGUUUCAAAGGUUUGUUAUUGGAAUAUGUUUGAUCGAUCAAGAAUUUCACACAUCCACAUGUGCAAUGUGCAAUAUGUUAAUUUGUGUGAAUCCAUAACCUUCCCCUCCAUAACCCUAGUUCAACUCACUAGCUCAUGACCUCCAAUAAAUUUUAGGGCACAAAAUAAAUUGAAGAUAGCAGUUUCCCCCAAAUUCAAAACCUUGCUCCAUUUUUUUGUUGUUUCUUAGUAAGAUACUGCUUUAGUUGUGAAAUUGUAGUCUGCUUUCGGGACUGGCCAAGCAGUGUUAUAAAGUUAAUCUAGCUUCAACUUCUACCACUACUGUUUGAAUUAUUUAUGGAGAAACAGAGUAGUAACCUUGCAACUCAAUUAACUGAAGGUUUGUGUAGUUUUCUGCGCAGAUGUAUUUGUGCAAUUCUUUCUGCUGGUUCUUUUCCGAGGCAUGUUGCAUUUAUCAUGGAUGGAAAUCGAAGAUACGCUAUGAAGCAAGGUUUACUAGAAGGAGAUGGGCAUAGGGUUGGAUUUUCAGCUCUUAUGAAUAUGUUGAAGUAUUGCUAUGAGAUGAACGUGAAGUAUGUUACAGUUUAUGCUUUCAGCAUUGAAAACUUCAAACGACGUCCAGAAGAAGUUCAAUCCACUAUGCAGUUGAUACAUGAAAAGAUUGAAUCAUUGCUUGAGAAAGAGAGUAUAGUCAACCAGUAUGGAGUAAGAGUGCAUUUCAUUGGAAACCUUAAACUUUUGAGCAAACCCGUCAGGCUCGCUGCUGAAAGAGCUAUAAAUGCCACUGCACAUAAUUCGAGGGCUGUGCUUGCAAUAUGCAUUGCCUACACAUCAACAGAUGAGAUAGCACAUUCUGUCGAAGAAACAUGUAAAGAAAAAUGGGAUGAACUAGGGGGGAAUGCAACUGACAGCAAGGAGCCUCUUAUUGAUGUGGCAGAUGUUGAGAAACAUAUGUAUAUGGCAGUUGCACCUGAUCCCGACAUUAUAAUCCGCUCAUCUGGUGAGACUCGCUUGAGCAAUUUCCUCCUGUGGCAGAGUGCAUCUUCCCUUCUUUAUUCCCCCAGGGCACUUUGGCCGGAGAUUGGGUUUUGGCAUUUGAUCCGAGCAAUCUUGGACUUCCAAAGGAAUCUCGCUUCUUUGGAAACUAAGCUGAAACAGAGUUAGAUUCGCCGGUUUCUGCACUUUCAACUGUGAAUCCAUUAACAUUCCCUCUGUGGCGGCGAAAGAAGUUAAGUUGGCUUGGGUUGAAACCUGAAUCUUUUUGUGAAAUUUUCUCUUAUCUAACCAGUGAUUUUGGUGGUUGAUUUUGUGUUGUGAUUGUUGGUCACUCUAUUGUAUGUAUAUUACUGAAUUAUUGAUAGCUGAUCCAUUUUUGUGCUACAUGUCCAA